UACAUGACGCGCUUCCUAGCGACGUGACGGCAAUGGACGGGGCAACAAUAGCUUAGAGUCUAGCUCUCAAUAUAUUGGCUUUUCAUCGCAUCACACUUCGGAUGAUGCAGGCCUACUGUCAGCAAAUGUACUAGCGUUAGAACAGAUUUCAACUAUUGCAGGUGAAAACCAAGAUAGCACAGCGGAAGCUAUUCGAAGACAGUUGUGAUGUAGAGCAAAGAAAAACAUGAAGUUGCGUCUCUCAUCAGGAUUCUCCUGUUCUUUGAUUAAGUUUUAAUAAACAACUCUACCUUUUGGACUCAACAGCGCGUAGGUCUUCAUAGUUUAGAUAUAGACAUUCAUUAAAGCGCCAUGCCACCGAAGAAGAAAGGAGGAAAGAAGAAGGGCAAGAAGAGCGGCAAGAAGAGCGGCAAGAAGUCGGCGAGGGCGUCCUCCGCCCCCUCCGGGGCCAAUCUGACCGAAGUCAGCAAGGAAUUCUUCCUGAUCCAGAUACGAGACCUGGAGCAAAGACUCCUCAGAUACCAACGGAAGUGCGACGAAUUAGAAGUCGCCAAUGGAGAAUUCCGUGCUCAGUAUGACCAGAUGAGCACAGACAAGAAAGAGAUCGUCGCCUUCCUAAAGAAGCAGCUAGAACAGCGCCAGAAUGACAUCGCAGACCUGAACGACCGGCUGGUGGGGCUCCAGCAGGCCAAGGACGCGGAGAAGGACGGCUACGAGCAGCAACUGGCCCAGCUCAGGACAGAAUUCCAGGAGACCAAGGAUCAGCUGACGUCAGAAAACAUGAUUCUCAGUGGUAAGCUGGCCUCGCUGGAGGAGUUCAAAGUCCAGAAGGAAGACCUGAUGGCCAAGUUUGCCCAGAUGGAGCAGGAGCUGGACAAUCAGCAGCAGGAUCACAAGGAGCAGAUCUACCAGCUGGAGAGGAAACAGGUGGUCGACAAAGACAGGUUGAAGCGGGAGAUGGUGUUACGAGUCAACCAGGUAGCGGCCGAGUUCCGCAAGGUCUCCAACAAGCAGAUGGCGGACACCACCAAGCGCACCAUCCGGGAGAACGUCAGCAUCCACGCCCAGCUGUCCAAGAUGUCAGACAAGACCAUGGAGCUGAUCCAGGAGAGCGAGGAGAUCCAGGCCAAGGAGAAGAAGCAGCGGCAGCAGCUGGACAUGCUGGAGACUAACGAGAAGGAACUGGCUAAGAAGAACCACAGCAAUCAAAAGGUGAUCCGGAUGCUGACGGAGAAAGCCAAGCAGCAAGAAGGCCUGAUCAUGGACCUGGAGGAACGGGAGAAGGAGCUGAUGGAGGUGGAAUCCGAGGUGAACCUCCUACGCCAGCAGACGGAGUCCUCCCGGGAGGAGAUGCAGUCCAUGGGCAAAGAGAUGGAGCAACUGGAGGACCGCAUCGAGCUGAUGGAGAAGGAAAAGAAGGAGAUCCUCAAAAACAAAGAGCGGCUGGAGAGGAUACUAGCCGAGGCCGCUUACUCCAUGCACAGGAUACUCACUUCGAGGCCGGAUGAUGGAGAUAACGACGAUUCACUGGAUGAGGAAGGAAUCGAGAAGCGUGACAGCAUGUUGGAGAAUCUCCUGGUCAUCCUCAACAGCGCCGCGGCGAUCGGCGUGGGCCCCUCACCGGCCAGCUUCCUCAAAGACGACGAGAUUACGUACCACACCAAGAGCAGGCAGUCCACCAUCCCUGGCUCCGGGAAAGGAUUCAAACCAGGGUAUUCCAUCCUCUCUCCCAUCGGCCAGGGCUCACUGCCUCACUACAAGCUGGGUGACCUUGGUCUGGUACCUAGACCCAAAGUGACCUCAUUUCCAUCCGACAAGAUCAGGCAGUUAUCGGCCACCAGCCGGCUGAACAGACUACACGGGAUAAAAACGAGAUCCGUGGGAAUACAGUCAUCCAGUGGUCCACAAACUCUCUUCUAUUCAGAUCAGCUCCUGGGAGGGGGAACAAGUGCCGCUGCCUCUGCCAUCGUCAAUGAGCUAGCCAUCAAGGAACGUCGUCACCUAGGACCAGUCAGAGUACCUGGAAAGACCUCCAAUUCCCUUAGUUAAAGAAACACUUUGUAAAUUACAAAAUUACAAUAUUGGGUUUUGUACAUCAUUGCUGUUACGUAGGCCAACAA
This is a messenger RNA of Patiria miniata (bat star), 2120 nucleotides long. RefSeq names its product cilia- and flagella-associated protein 157-like (gene cfap157). Bases 352 to 2049 code for a protein of 565 amino acids. Gene Ontology annotation, cellular component: ciliary basal body; cilium. The record is from RefSeq and is a predicted model, not a curated record. Gene Ontology annotation, molecular function: microtubule binding. The transcript has 9 exons. NCBI's taxonomy places the organism in Eukaryota, Metazoa, Echinodermata, Asteroidea, Valvatida, Asterinidae.